AUGACCUCUUUCAUUAGUCCUCAACAUUCGUUAGCCAACAUUUCUCUGGAAGGUGAUAGCAGCUCACGUAAGGCAGCUGGGAUCGUGGUUCUUAGAGACGUUGAAAUUGGUCUUAAGAAUGCACCAAAGCAGAGGCGUCUUGGUGGGUUGUUUGCCAACAAGACAAAGAUAUCCGCUACAUUUGAAUUAGGAAGUCGAAAACUCGAGACCAUAACCGUCCCCUUAGAUGAAGCAAAAUCGGCCCAAUGGAAUGAACACAUGUUGUUGGAGGUGUAUCCUCCAACCUCAACUAUUCUCUCUGUGGUUUGCUUCAAUGCUAACGAGAGGGGGGUGAAUGCGAUUAUGGGAGAAUGCAGAGUAGAUCUCACCAAAUAUCGUAUUUUGAAUGAUAUGUUCCCGGUCGUCGUAGUAGAAAAUCUAAAUAGCCAUAAUGAAAUAGUCGGCCAGGUUCGUUUCCAGAUGGUUCUUAUGCUUCCAGGUCCCCCGCGGACUCUUGCUCAGGAUGUAUUAGCAUCAGAUUUAAAAGGACAACGUAUUGCUAUGGCCGUCAUUCGCAACGUUAAAAGCUCUAGGAUGAUCCGUCACGAUGCACAUCUAGAGUUUUCUUUAUCUAGCGAACAUGAACCAGCAUCGACAUAUACAACUCAUCCGUUCUGGAAGGUAUCCGAUCGGGAAUGGAAACGUCCGAUUUGUAUGGACUUGGUGGCGUCUGGGGAUGUCGUACUGACGGUCAGAUGCAAGACAAGCCCUUCGGCUAAAGCUACGUCCAGGACGGUUAUUCGUAUUUUUUCAAAUAUUGCUGUUUGGUCUGAACUUGCCAAGGGUUCAUUUGCUGAUGGUUGCGGCGUUAAUAUUGGUCAAGCAAGGUUUCUAGAGGCCGGUGGAGCUGCGGGCGUUGUUGAAAUUGAACUAUCUAUUCACGAACUGGCGACUUGGGACACGAUUCUUGGAGAUGACAGAUGCUACUCUUUUGAUCAGCCAACGAGGCAUAUGACAAUGACGUCUUAUCAUAAGGAUGGUAACUUUUCAGAAGACUCUGGAGUAGGUUUUCGAAAGUUAAGCGAAAGGACGAUGUCAACAAUAAACAACAGCGUGCGCUACGCGCUUAGGGACGAACCGGUUGGUUAUCCGAGCACUGAUGGCGAUUAUUCUCUGAGUCGUGAAACUUCAAGGGCGACGCUCAGAAGUACCGUUGAAUGCAGAGGAACUCGGCCCGUUUUGUCCCAGCCUGGCUACGACAUUCCCAUCACGAGUUCUCCAGACCACAGCACGUUAUCGUCACCGACGUCGAGUCAAAUAUGUUUACCAUCGUCGGAAGUCAGGCCAUCAGAUAAGCGAACAGACACUUACAGUACUCCGGUGUCCCCCGCUGAUGGAACAUUUAUUUACAGGACAGAUUCUUUACACACUACGAGUUCAUAUGAUAAGCAAUUCCAACUACCUAUAGAAAGUGCUAUUGGGAGUUUAGUUUGUACACUUUACAGAAUACAGGCACCUCUAGAGUUUCCACGGGAGUCAGUGGAUCCGCAACAGCAUUUGCAUAGGAACAGGUUAUAUUUGGCCAUCCACUACUGCGAACAAGUCGCAGUGGUAGUCAAAUUGUUCAAUAGCAUGAAUUUAUGGCAUAACGAAAACAAGUACCUCGAUGAAUUACGAAGCAAUCAUGUAGUUAAAUGGAAGGGUUACAGCUUUGAACAGGGAUUAAACGGAUAUGUAACUGUCACCAAAUAUUACGCCGGGAAAUCCCUGUUAGCUGAAGCGGAUAGAUAUGCAGCCGAGACCGCAUUUAAGCCUAUUUUUGAGCGCAUUUGUCAGGCGGUCAGUUUCAUUCAUGAGAAGGGUGUUGUGCAUCUAGAUCUGAAACCAUCAAACAUUAUCUUUGAAUCCAGAACGUCUAAGAAAAUUCGGAUAUGUGAUUUUGAAUUUGCACGGCCUGCCGGGACGGAAGCCCCUGAAAUGUACUUUGACAAUCACCUCACGCCUGGGUUUUCUGCACCGGAACUUUUCCAAAAACACGUCAUUGCAGACUUUUCUGCCGACGUGUUUAGCCUUGGCUGUAUAUUCUACUACAUAACUCGCAGAAGGCCUUUGUUCGAGACAGAGCAAGAUUUGAAACGACCGGUCCUCUCCCCAGUUGACGGAGAAAUCCAAGAUGAAGAUGCAGCCCGGUUAAUCACAUCGAUGUUAGAUAGGGAUCCUCGCGCGAGACCGUCAAUACAAGAAGUUUUACAAGAUCCAUAUUUUGUAGAUGCUUAUGAUAGUCAUAGAUUUAGCAGAUUUUAG
Paraglomus occultum is the source of this 2283-nucleotide messenger RNA. NCBI's taxonomy places the organism in Eukaryota, Fungi, Glomeromycota, Glomeromycetes, Paraglomerales, Paraglomeraceae. The record is from the annotation of a GenBank genome assembly.